UGUGUGUGGGGAGGCGUUAUUGUUGGUGUCGACGACCACCGUCGAGCGCUUUAGGGAAGGAAGACUGACAGUUGGUGACGUCCAGUCCGAGGCGCAGCUGUGGAUGCAUCUGGCACAGAAAAAACCGGAGAAGGUCUCUGACAGAAGCAUGGGCCAGCAUCUAGGAAAGAGAGAAUCACCAGCUGGCAGCAAGGCUCCUUCACCUGAACCAGAAGCAAUGCAGGCAGCAGCAGCAACAGACGAACCGGAAUCACAAGAUGAAGUCUUUGGCCUCGCCGAGGCAGAUGCCACCCAGAACAAUGGCUGCGACUCGGCGAAGCCGGCGGUGACUGACUCCACGGGCGCUGAGGGCCCCCGCCAGCCCUGGCCCGACGCCAGCACAGCUGACCCUGACGAAGCCACGCCACGCCCCCACCUGGCCCGCCUCUUCUCCCGAGAUGCCCCGGGGCGAGAGGACAACACCUUCAAAGAGCGGCCCUCCGAAUCAGACGAGCUGCAGACCAUCCAGGAACACAGCGGAGCGGGUUCAGAGUGCGGCUCAGAGUCCCCCGAACAGGAUCUAGAAUAGGC
Pungitius pungitius (ninespine stickleback) is the source of this 570-nucleotide messenger RNA. Its product is annotated as myelin basic protein-like. Bases 104 to 568 code for a protein of 154 amino acids. The record is from RefSeq and is a predicted model, not a curated record. The transcript has 4 exons. Lineage: Eukaryota; Metazoa; Chordata; Actinopteri; Perciformes; Gasterosteidae. Gene Ontology annotation, molecular function: structural constituent of myelin sheath.